CUGGUCAGGGCUCCACGGCCCUGCACACUGGGGGACCUGGGUCCCGGGACGCUGGAGCCUCCGGGUGGGAAUGGGGGCCAGGCAGGCCUCGGGUCCACCUCCUUGCGGCCCUCAGAUCCCCACCACGUCUGGCCCAUCAGCCUGCUGCCUACUUUUCCGGAAGCCCGAGGCCCACGAAUGGACCAUCCCUGGGGACUCAGCUCGGUGGACAACUCCCCACCCCAGGCCAGCAGCGCCCACCGGUCUACAGGCCUGACCCUUGGCCCAGAUGUGGCCAGACCUGCCUGGCUCCAUCGGCCCCAGUCAAAGUGGCCAUGCUGGCCGCUGAGGGGUUGGUGGAGGCCGUGGAGGCCCAGAGUCCCGUCAAUCCUCAGCACUGGGCUCUAGGCCCACCCUGAGCAGGUCACCUGGCUGCCCCUCACCAGAGGCCCCUGGCCCACUUGGCAGAUGGCAGCAGAGACCCACCCAGCCUCGAGCCUGCCUGCAAACAAGGCCAGGCGUGGCCUGAACACCAUGUCCCCUGCUGUCCCUGCCCCACCGCCCAGGCUCAGCUCUGGCCAUGACAAGACACACCCGCGGAGGCCGCCUGGUGCCCUGCCGGUCAUCACAGGGGAGGGCCGCAGCGUCGGUCCCAAGUAUGGACCAGCUUCUGAUGGGGCCUCUCUUGGGCAUCAGCAGGCCGGGCUGGGCCACUGGAGGCUGAGGGACGCGACGGUCCCGGGAGUUCCCAGGGACAGAGAAUGGAAGUCGAUGGCAUGGCCCCGGGUGGGGACACCUGGGUGGGGUCAGACCGGACGGUGGGCUGGGACCCCACUGAGGCUCGCUUCUGGGAUUCAGGCUGGAGCCAUGGCCCAAGCAGCUGGUGGGGGGCCGGGGACCCGAACGUGCCCCCAGCUGCCGCCAUCGCCACCACCGCCCCCGCCCGAGGAGGAGCGUGGGGAGAGGCUGGUGGAGCUGCGCGCCUCGUUGAGGGAGCUGGUCGCCACCUUCUGCACCAACGGCACCAUCCACGGCGCCAUCCGCCUUGUGUGCUCCAGCCAGAACCACCUCAAGACUGCAUCCUGGGGGCUGCGGCUCGCGCGGGCCCUGGGCGUGAUCUGCUGGCAGCUCGGACUCCUCUUCAGGCAGUACUGGCGCUACCCGGUCAUCAUGACGGUGUCCGUACACUCGGAGCGCAGCACACGCAAGCUCUUCCUGUCGGUCACCCUGUGCGACAUGAACCCGCACCGGCCACACCCAGCCCGCCGCCCCCUGCGGGCGCUGGACAACUUUGCCCGGCAGAACAUCUACUCCCUGUGUGGGUUCAACUUCAGCGACAGCGUGGACGCCCCAGGGGCCAAGGCCCCGGGCCCCGAGCCCACCUUCCAGCUGGACCGCGGGAUCCACCUCCAAGGUGCCGCCCAGUGUAACAGCGCCGGAGGCGACUGCACCCAGCAGGCCUACUCCUCUGGCGUGGUGGCCGCCCGGGAGUGGUACCGCUUGCACCGCGUGAACGUUCUGGGCCUGCUGCCCACGAGGACGGCCACCACAGCCGCGGCAGACACUGUCUUCUCCUGCCGCUACGACGGCCAGGACCGCCAGGCCGUGAGUGCAGGCAGGUGGCUGCUCGCCCCGCCACGCCCCAUGCAGUGGUCUGCCGGCCCCACGGCUCCCUCCAGAGAUAAGGCAGCUGUGGUCCCCUCCCUGCAACCCCGGGGCUGCACACAACAGGGUGAUGGGUCAGGGGUAUGUGCGGGUCUGAGCGUGGCCCCUGGUUCCAGACACUUCCAGACCUCGCACCACCCCAGCUACGGCAGCUGCUACACCUUCAACGGUGUCUGGGCCGCGCAGCACCCUGGCAUCACCCACGCUGAGUGCCAGCCUGGGCUGGGUGUGGGCGGGGUGUCCAGGCCGGCCUGGCCUCACCCCCGGCCUCCCCCAGGGGUCAGCCUGGCCCUCGGGGCAAAGCAGCAGGAUCAUCUUCUUCUGCUGCCCACGGAGGCCGGCAUCAAAGUCGUGAUCCACACGCGUGACCACACGCCCUUCCUGGAGCACCGGGGGCCUUCAGCAUCGGGCGGCAGAACUGAACCACACCCCCUCCCCCAGGACAAGGUGCACCGGCUCGGGAGCCCCUGUGGGCACUGCACAGACAGCACGGGGGGCGUGGACGUGCAGCUGCUGUACACCGCCUCCUGCACCAGGCAGGCCUGCCUGGUCUCCUGCUUCCAGCCGCUGAUGGUGGAGACCCGCUCCUGCGGCUGCUUCUUCUACCCCCUGCCUACGGGGGCCCAGCACUGCAACUCCAUGCGGCACCCGGCCUGGGGUCACUGCUUCCGCCGCCCCUGCAAGGACCUGGAGACCCACCGGCUUCCCUGCGCCUCCCGCUGCCCCCGGCCUUGCAGGGGAUCUUCGUGCAAGCUCUCCGCUGGGACCUCCAGCUGGCCUUCCUCCAAGUCAGCCGUGAGUCCCGGAAGCGGGGUGAGGCCUCAGGGGCAGGGAGCCCUCCCCGGACUGACCUCCCGCCCCAGGAGCAACCUGGCCAAGGUGAACAUCUUCUCUCAGGAGCUCAGCUACCGCACGGUGGACGAGGGCCCGCAACACCCGUAUGUGCCACAGCUGCUUUCAGCCACGGGCAGCCUCUGGAGCCCGUGGUCCGGCUCUUGUGUCCUCUCAGUCGUGGAGAUGCUGGAGCUGCUGCUGGACGCUGCGGCCCUCGCCCUGCUGCUGUGCUGCCGCCAGCUCCACGGGGCUCGGGGCCAGCCCAGGGCAGCCAUGGGGAUGCCCGCUCCGAGCCAGAGGCCGGCUGGUGGCCGGGUAGCUGCAGGCAUGACGUCGAACGCCCGGGGGCCCAGCUCCACCUCCCAUGAUGUUGCAGGGGCUCCGGCAGGGGUCUUGGCUGGAGGUCAGCCCGGUGUGGGCCCCGGAAACUCCUGA
This is a messenger RNA of Lagenorhynchus albirostris (white-beaked dolphin), 2913 nucleotides long. It is a transcript of the gene SCNN1D, whose product is annotated as sodium channel epithelial 1 subunit delta. The record is from RefSeq and is a predicted model, not a curated record. Gene Ontology annotation, cellular component: membrane. Gene Ontology annotation, biological process: sodium ion transmembrane transport. NCBI's taxonomy places the organism in Eukaryota, Metazoa, Chordata, Mammalia, Artiodactyla, Delphinidae. Gene Ontology annotation, molecular function: ligand-gated sodium channel activity.